Molecule: messenger RNA, 1556 nt
Organism: Zingiber officinale
Lineage: Eukaryota; Viridiplantae; Streptophyta; Magnoliopsida; Zingiberales; Zingiberaceae
Product: metal transporter Nramp5-like
Exons: 12
Coding region: 1-1473 (490 amino acids)
Biological process (GO): metal ion transport
Cellular component (GO): membrane
Molecular function (GO): cadmium ion transmembrane transporter activity; manganese ion transmembrane transporter activity
Source: RefSeq, a predicted model, not a curated record
AUGGAGAGCUCAGUGAGCCAAAAAGAAACCCACCAACAGGCACCAGGUUGGAAAAGAUUUUUUGCUCAUGUUGGCCCAGGUUUCCUUGUCUCAUUGGCCUACCUUGAUCUUGGAAAUUUUGAGACUGAUCUGCAAGCUGGAGCAAACCACAGAUACGAACUCUUAUGGGUGAUACUAAUCGGUCUGAUUUUUGCACUCAUUAUCCAAUCAUUGUCAGCAAAUCUAGGAGUGACUACAGGAAAGCACCUGGCUAAAUUGUGCAAAGCAGAAUACCCUACAUUUAUAAAGUAUUGCCUCUGGUUGGUGGCAGAGCUAGCGGUGAUUGCUGCUGAUAUACCUGAAGUGAUAGGAUCAGCCUUCGCUCUCAACAUCUUGUUCCAUAUUCCAGUUUGGACAGGAGUGCUUUUGACCGGAUUGAGCACCCUUAUACUGCUUGGAUUACAAAAAUAUGGGAUGAGAAAGCUUGAACUAUUGAUCUCAAUUCUAGUGUUUUUGAUGGCCGCCUGUUACUUUGGGGAGUUGGUCUACGUGAAGCCACGUGCAACAGAGGUGAUGAAGGGUCUGUUUAUUCCAAGAUUGCAGGGAGAUAGUGCAACCGGAGAUGCCAUUUCUCUCCUGGGCGCGCUUGUCAUGUCGCACAAUUUGUUUCUACAUUCAGCACUGGUGCUCUCAAGGAAGACGCCACCUUCCGCCAAAGGAAUCAACGAUGCCUGUAGAUAUUUUUUGCUGGAGAGUGGCUUAGCUUUGUUCGUGGCGUUGCUCAUCAACAUCACAGUAGUCUCAGUCUCCGGAACUGUGUGCGCUACCACUGAUCUCUCAGCUGAAGACUCUGAUAGAUGUAGUGAUUUGACCUUGAACUCUGCGUCUUUCUUGCUCAAGAAUGUGCUAGGCAAAUCAAGCUCCAUCCUCUAUGGAAUUUCUUUAUUGGCCUCCGGCCAAAGCUCUAGAAUCACAGGCACAUACGCUGGCCAAUAUAUCAUGCAGGGUUUUCUGGAAAUCAAAAUAAGAAUAUGGUUGCGAGACCUUAUAACAAGAUGCAUUGCAAUCUGUCCCAGUCUUAUCGUAGCCAUUAUCGGAGGAACAACAGGAUCAGGGAGGCUUAUAAUCAUAGCAUCGAUGAUUCUCUCCUUCGAACUGCCCUUUGCCCUCAUCCCUCUCCUCAAGUUCAGCAGCAGCAGCGUCAAGAUGGGGCCUCACAAGAACUCCAUCUACAUAAUUGUGGUCUCAUGGGUGCUUGGCUUGGGCGUGAUUGGGAUCAACAUCUACUACUUGAGCACGAGCUUCAUCACUUGGAUCAUCCACAGCAGCUUCCCGAAGCCUGUGACUGUUUUGAUUGGGGUCAUUGUCUUCCCUGCGAUGGCAUUUUAUGUGAUCUCUUUGAUCUACUUGAUGUUUAGAAAGGACAGGACGGUGACCUUUGACGAGAAGUUGGAGGUUUCGGUGGAACAAGGAGGGCAUGAAGUCAGAGACUGACAUGCAGGUAGGGGUUAUCCUGAGCUAUAUAGCCUAGUCCAAAUUUUUUAUUUAUGUUGUUGUGCAUUAUUGGAUUGUAAAGU